AUGGUUGAACAAACUAUUAACGGUCUGCCAUCGUUCGCCUCCACUGAGGCCGACACUGACUAUGGUUUCGUCCAGUCCGUCUCUGGUCCAGUCGUCAUUGCCAACAAGAUGUCUGGUGCUGCUAUGUACGAGCUGGUUCGUGUAGGAAAGACAGAGCUGGUCGGUGAGAUUAUUAGAUUGGAGGACGACACUGCCACCAUUCAGGUGUACGAGGAGACUGCCGGUCUCACCGUCGGUGACCCAGUGCUCAGAACCCGCAAGCCACUCACUGUCGAGUUGGGUCCAGGUAUCAUGAACAACAUCUUUGACGGUAUUCAGAGACCAUUGAACGCUAUUGCAGAGAUUACAAAGGGCAUUUACAUUCCACGUGGUAUCAACACUCCAUCGUUGGACAGAACUAAGAAGUGGCCAUACGAGCCAGCUCACGGCAUUAAGGUCGGCGAUUUGGUUACAGGUGGUGAUAUCUUUGGAAAGGUCGUUGAGAACAACCUCAUCGUUCACUGGAUCAUGGUGCCACCAAAGGACAUGGGUAAGGUCGUCGAGGUCACCCCAGCCGGCGAGUACACUCUCGACCAGCCACUCCUCACCAUCGAGUUCCAGGGUCAGCUCAAGAAGCUCACAAUGGUCCACCAUUGGCCAGUGCGUUCUGCACGUCCAUCCAUCGAGAAGAUGCCAUGUAACUACCCACUCUUGACUGGUCAGCGUGUCUUGGAUGCCUUGUUCCCAUGUGUCCAAGGAGGUACCUGUGCUAUUCCAGGCGCUUUCGGUUGUGGAAAGACUGUGAUUUCCCAGUCACUGUCCAAGUUCUCCAACUCUGACGCCAUUAUCUACGUCGGUUGUGGUGAGAGAGGUAACGAAAUGGCUGAGGUGCUCAUGGAGUUCCCAGAGUUGCACACCAAGAUCGGUGACAAGGAGGAGCCAAUCAUGCAGCGUACCUGUCUGGUAGCCAACACCUCCAACAUGCCCGUGGCUGCCCGUGAGGCCUCCAUCUACACCGGUAUCACCCUCGCCGAGUACUUCCGUGAUAUGGGCUACAACGUGGCUAUGAUGGCUGACUCGACCUCGCGUUGGGCUGAGGCUCUUCGUGAGAUUUCCGGUCGUCUGGCUGAGAUGCCUGCCGAUUCCGGUUACCCCGCCUACCUUGGUGCCCGUCUGGCCUCUUUCUACGAGCGUGCCGGUCGUGUCCAGUGCAUUGGUCACCCAUCGCGUAUCGGUUCCGUUUCGAUCGUCGGUGCCGUGUCACCACCAGGUGGAGAUUUCGCCGAUCCGGUCACCUCUGCCACCCUUGGUAUCGUCCAGGUGUUCUGGGGUCUCGACAAGAAGCUGGCCCAGCGUAAGCAUUUCCCAUCGAUCAACUGGCUGAUCUCUUUCUCCAAAUACAUGAACGCCCUCGACUCUCAUUACGAGACUCUCGACGCCGAGUUCGUGCCACUCAGAACCAAGGCCAAGGAGAUUCUGCAGCUCGAGGAGGAUCUCUCUGAGAUCGUGCAGCUCGUCGGUAAGGACUCGCUCGGCGAGUCUGAGAAGAUCACCCUGGAGGUCGCCAAGAUCAUCCGUGAUGACUUCUUGCAGCAGAACGGUUUCACACCAUACGACAAGUGCUGCCCAUUCUACAAGACCAUCUGGAUGCUCCGUAUCAUGAUGACCUUCUACAACCUCGCCCAGAAGGCCGUCGAGAUGUCCACCCCCGACCACAAGGUCACCUGGAAUCAGAUCAGAAACGAGAUGCAGGACAUCAUUUUCAAGAUCACCUCUAUGAAGUUCCAGGACCCAACCGAUGGAGAGGCUGCUUUGAAUGCUCACUACAACUCACUCAUGGAGGAGAUCAAGACUGCUUUCACCAACUUCAGAGAGGAGUAA
This is a messenger RNA of Acytostelium subglobosum LB1, 1860 nucleotides long. RefSeq lists its product as hypothetical. Gene Ontology annotation, molecular function: ATP binding; ATP hydrolysis activity; proton-transporting ATPase activity, rotational mechanism. Gene Ontology annotation, cellular component: phagocytic vesicle; proton-transporting V-type ATPase, V1 domain. Bases 1 to 1860 code for a protein of 619 amino acids. Gene Ontology annotation, biological process: ATP metabolic process; proton transmembrane transport. Lineage: Eukaryota; Evosea; Eumycetozoa; Acytosteliales; Acytosteliaceae. The record is from RefSeq and is a predicted model, not a curated record. The transcript is spliced from 4 exons.